UUGCUGAAUUUCUCCAGUUCCUUCCCCUUCUACUUUCUAUGCCUGCUGUGACUGAAGCUUCACUUAACACCAAGAUAUUAGAUUUCUUUGGGUCUUAGGCAGGAGAUACGCAUCCAAACACCAGGAGUAAGGCAACAGCAUGCAUGUCCAGAGGGAGAAACUUCGGUAUUGAGUGAAUUUGGGCACCUGCAAGUAUUCUACUUUGGUGACCAGCUGGAUUGAAUACUCGGUGCUUUGAAGAGGAGUAGAUGGAAUCAGGCCAGAAUUGUAGCACUACUCUUUCAGACUGUUUUGAGGAUACAUUUGAAUCCUUCAGUGAGGAGGAGGAGGAGGAGGAGGAGGAGGAGGAAGCCUGCAGGCGAUACGAGAGUGAACGGUUUGAAUCUUAUUGUUCCACAGAGGAGUUGGAGUGGCCUGCUGCUGUGUCAGAUAUAUCUGAAAGCGUAUGGCAGUCAGUAAGCCAGGAUGAUGAAGGUGAUCACUCUUUGUUGUCAGACUCUGAAAUGAUAGAAAAAGAGUUGACUGGAAAAUGGAUCAGCUGUCUCAAAAAUAAAGAAGAUAACAUUAAGCAAGGCAAAUCUAUCAUCAAAACACACACAGAAAUCACUGAAGUAUCAGAUGAAGAAUUGGAUGCUCUGCAGUCUUUUUGUGCCAUUAAGAUAAACCAGAUCCAUUGUCAGUUGAACUCUAAGCAAUCAAACAGCAGCAAACAUAAAGAUCUGCAGCAUGGAUUUACUUCAGAGAAGCCAGUAACAGGUGACUUGAACUGUACUAUUCCUGAUCAGCUAGUGAACAGAAUCCAUCUGAAAAAUAUCAGUGAAACAAUGAAACAGGUGAAAGAAACUAAACUACACCAGCCUUCACAAUGCCAUGAUUGUAAGAAAAAAUGGACAGAACUGGCCAAGAUUACCUUUCUCAGACAAAAGAAGACUUUAGUGGAGAAUGCUUUAUUCCAAGAUAAAUUAGAAGAACAGAUUUAUGUCAAAGACUCGCUCACACUCAUAGGAGAAAUACACAAAAACCUCCCCAAGCUUUCAGAGGAUCCAAGGAUUAUAUGGCAAAGACUGAAUGAGAAACGUCAGAAAGUGUAGGGCCUGGUUAUGAUGAGUAUUAAUCAAAGAAUGUAAGAGCUGGCAAAAAUCUUCUGGUGACACUCAUGUGCUUAAUGCCUACUAAUAAGAACUGUUUUGUUAGUGACAAACUGAUCAGGGGGCAAAUAUUCCUGCAGGUAGAACCAGAUAUUCCCAGAUCACAGGAUUCCAGCUGACAGUCCUGCUUUGUGUCCUUCUUGAAUGCAAAAGCUGCAAUACAGUGUAAUCCAGCCAAAUACAUUUUUCAAAUUAUGGAAGCUGA
Molecule: messenger RNA, 1353 nt
Organism: Gopherus evgoodei (Goodes thornscrub tortoise)
Lineage: Eukaryota; Metazoa; Chordata; Testudines; Testudinidae
Gene: C9H8orf48
Product: chromosome 9 C8orf48 homolog
Exons: 7
Coding region: 249-1091 (280 amino acids)
Source: RefSeq, a predicted model, not a curated record